Molecule: messenger RNA, 3327 nt
Organism: Neurospora crassa OR74A
Lineage: Eukaryota; Fungi; Ascomycota; Sordariomycetes; Sordariales; Sordariaceae
Exons: 3
Coding region: 1-3327 (1108 amino acids)
Source: RefSeq, a predicted model, not a curated record
AUGUCGUCUCAGUCAAAGGACAACAAUAGUGACCGAAAGUCGAAGAGCAUCAGACUUUCUCAAAAGCUGCGUGGUCUACGGGAUCUGAGACUACGAGUGUCUAUCGAAGGCAAGCCUCAUCUCCAGCGACGAGGGUCACUCCAGCAAUCACCCCAAGAAGAGGAGGAAUACCGCAUCGUUCAUACACCGGAUAGACCUCAGCGAUUCAUCUCACCCGUUGAAGCCCCUACUGAAGACGACUGUUACGACGCUCUCCGGACGUGGCAUCACGCUGCAGAGCAACAAAGAAGCGAGGCCCACUUGUACGGGAUUCAACAACAGAGGAGUGGUGGUGCAGGAGAACCAGGAUCAACUGGCGUGGACGGAGCAACCAACGAAGACGACGACGGCGGAAGCAGAGGCAGCCCUUUCGUUCCUGACCCAAGCGAUGACGCGAAAACCCCAAAGGAUGAAAAGUGGUGGGCACUUGCAUAUGGGGAGUUCGAGGAGGUGGAAGAAAUGAAACCUUUUCGUGAGUGGAAAGGAGAUCAUCAACAGAAGGAAACGCAGGAUCAGCCAGGUACCAACACGGGGCAGAUUCUCAGACAGGACACGGCCAAAGGAGGACCUCUCCAAGAGGGAGCUGCUCAUUCUCAUCUUUUGACUGAUUUCACAGGACUGCCAUCCAAGACAUACAGCACGAGCGAGGCUGACGAAAAUGAUAUUCUCAACGGGACCAACGAUAGCAAGGGGGAGUACACUCCGUCCGUUUACACGCCAUCUCAAAAGAGCCCUACUACUCCUACCCCUGAAAUGUUUCCCGAAGCUCCCAGAUGGACUUUCGGGCGCCCAACAGCCAAAUCGACAACUGCAGCUCCAGAGACAUUGCUCACUCGGGAUGUUCAAGGUCCUUGCGCCAUCGACAGCGACAGCGAGUCCACAAUUCCGCCAGGGGGCCGCUACUUUGACAUCGACGAGGAGUACGACCCCAGCGGUGGCACAAGAAAGAGUUCCAUCUCUUGCAAGCCGACGGCAACAUCCAUCUCGGACCAGCAACAGCAUACCGAACAACUACCACCACCACCACCACCGCCACCAAAACCGCUGGAUAAUACAGGUAGAGGAUUUUUGUUCCCGGGCCUUGGUUCCUCGGGCCAGGCGAUGCAAACACUACACACUGAACUUUUGAAACUUGCGCACAAGCAGCAUGAACAGGAAAGACAGAAACAUGGGAGGGGAAGCGGGCAGAGCGGAGAUAGUGGACAUAGCGGAAGUACAUCUAGUGCUUUCUACAGCGCUUUUACAUCUUCUCCGAGGCAUGAGACGCCUGAUGUAAGACCGCCCUCACGACGGGGAGAGCAGCAGCAGCAGCAAACAGAUCCCAGCCAAGGAAUACAUGAAAUAGGAAUAGAAACAGCAAUCCCAUCGACCCCACGCCCAAAGCCAAAGCAGACCCAACAGAAAAGACGUUAUCCAAUGACACCACCCCGCGGUUUAUUGAAAGAACGAGGACCAUAUAUCCUUCCUCUUUCCUCUGGCACCACCUCUUCAUCACCGAGGCCACCAAAACCUCCACCGAAAACCCCCGAGACAAAGGCCGUAGCUCCCGAGCCGAAGUUUUUACUUAAGGGACUCGAAUUCAGUCCUUCGCGACCAGUUCCUCCCACCCCCACCCUUACUCCCUCGAAGCCAAAGAAUAUCGAGAGUACGGGGAUGAGAGGAGUGGGAGGACACAUUGCCGGGGCAGUCAGUAUCUCGUCACUUUCUUCACUCUCCUCACUUACGGGGGGUAGUGGGGUAGCGAUAACGCCCCCGAGGGUUUCCUCUACGAAGCUCAAGGCUCCCCCACCUGCUCCUCCACCACCUCUAGGCGGGAACGAAGGUGGCUUGUUGGUGUUGCCAAGGACAGUGUAUAACGGUAAUAGCAAGGCCAAGAUGCCGGUCAAAAUGCCGGUUCCCGUUCCGUCGCUACUGUCGAAGUUCAACGCCAGCCAUGCAUCGCCAUUGGCAUCAAGAGGACAUGGUUCCUCUAACUCUAAUCAGUUGUCGUCACAGAGUCAGGAACAGAUACAGAUCCAGGGGAAGGAGAGGAAACAACAUCAGCGGGGCUCCACUGAGUUUAUAUAUCAUCAGCCACGAAUAAGUGAUCCUUUUGUUGACUCGCCUGCGAGCGACGUGGAUACACUUGAAAACAGGUUGUCUAUGGCGAUGGCUAAUGGGUGGUAUGAUGAAGGUCAAGCUAAAGCUUGGGAAAAGACGAUGUCGAUGAUGGCUCAGACACAGAAGCCGGCCCAUGUUCAGGUGUAUACACAAGGACAAGCGAAAGUUCGGAUAGUGGAACGGGGAAACACACAAUCACAAAAGCAAGUUCAGGGGCAGGGACAAGCUCAGGAACCAUCAGAGAACCUGGGAAAGAUACCUCUACAGACGCAGACGCAGAUACAACCAAAGGUUCAGGAGAAGGUCAAUAUGGCUUUCAGGACUCCUCCUCCUCCUACUCCUACUCCUCCGUCUCAAGCAUAUCAACCCCAGUCAACUCCCCAAACACCUCCUCAAUUCCAAGCUUUCCAAGCCCAACCAAUUCUCAGGACUCCCUCCCCUCGGUAUCUAGUAUUGUCACUCCACUCACAGUCCCACUCACAAUCCCAAUCCCAACACUCACAACCAGCACCAUCCCCCUCACCCCUUCCCUCACCAUCCCCUUCUCUCUCCAGACCCAUCUACCCAGGAUCUCCUAUUUCCCAGACAUAUGCCAUCACCCCUCCACUGCCCCAGACUCAUUCUCGGCCUCGAAGACCCACUCCUCCCCACCGGCACCAACCUCCUCCCCCUUCAUUCCGCACACACAGUGGCCAGGGAAAAAAAGAGAUGGCUGAUGCCAGGGACCAAGAGCAGAAGAAUAGAGAGCAGCAGCAGCAACGUCCGGUAUCUGCAGGUAGUGAUGGUGGUGGUGAUGACUCGGAUUCUAGUUCUAGUUACGAGAGUCUCCAGUUUUGGAAGAACCCGUCACCGACACCGACACCGGGUCCGACGUUGGGUCCAGGCAUGACUGCCUCUGUACAGAGUAAUUCCCCUAGCGGAGUCUCUAGGGGUGAUCAACGACCGAGACAGCCGGGACAGGUGGUGGGACAUGAAGGACGGGGGCGCUAUGAGUUUCAGGAAGGUGAUGAUGGAGAAGAAGAAGAAAAAGACUCUACAGCGGUGGUUGCAACCGAGAGUGAAACUACAGGGACUACUGGGAGGGGUGUCACCGUCGGUAUGGUGAUGGAUGAUUACGCGGAUAUCAUUGAUCAGUAUGCUGGAGGGUGGAGGGAAACGAUGUUUUUCGGGGAGCUGGAGGAGGAGUAG